ACCCCCGUUACAGUUUACUCGUGGACAGCCAUCCUUGAAAGAGUUUAGUAGAGUGGCUCUCGUUCUCGAGAGAAAGUUACUUGCUUUACCAAUGAUGAACCGAAGUAACAACAAUAGUAGGCGAAUUUACGUCGGAAAUUUACCAUCUAAUGUAGAUGAAAGAGAUCUGGAGGAUAUCUUUUACAAAUACGGCGACAUUUCUGACGUUGACUUAAAGAUCCCUCGAUACGGAACUGGUGGCACGCCGUUUGCCUUUGUCGAAUUUAGUGAUCCAAGAGAUGCAGAAGAUGCAGUAAGAGGGAGAGACGGAUAUGAAGUUGAUGGUCAGAGGAUCCGUGUGGAAUUUCCUCGUGGUGGCCGCGGAGGUCGUUCUGGAGGUGGAGGAUUUGGAGGUGGGGGAGGAGGAGGAGGCUAUGGUGGUGGUGGCGGUGGUGGCGGCGGAGGUGGCCGUGGUCCUCCUCCCCGACGUUCUGAUUACCGUGUCAUGGUUUCUGGUUUGCCUCCUACUGGUAGCUGGCAAGAUCUCAAGGAUCAUAUGCGUGAUGCUGGUGAUGUUCAGUUCACAGAUGUUUUUAAAGAUGGAACUGGCAUUGUGGAGUUUUCCCGCUAUGAUGACAUGAAAUAUGCCUUGAAACAUCUGGAUGAUUCUAAGUUCCGCUCCCAUGAGGGUGAAGUUGCAUUCAUUAGAGUCAAACCUGACAAUCCAGGACGUGGUUCACGAAGUCGUAGCAGAUCCCAUUCAAGGAGUCGAUCCCCAAGAAAAAGAUCCCAUUCUCGAUCUCGUAGUCCACGUCGGUCUCCAAGGAAAUCAAAGUCUCCCUCUAGAUCACCAAAGAAGAGAAAAUCAGUCUCUCCAAGGCGUUCCAGAUCCCGUUCUCGUUCCCGUUCAUAGACAUAAACUGUUUGCUGUGGCUGUGAUGUAUUAUUUGUGUUGUGUUGUCACCAAGAAAAUACAGUCACUUUAAACCGUUAGUUGUAGACUCUUAAUAAUUCUUUAAUGUGUGUUUGACUAGUUAGAUCUUUUACUUUUUCAUGGUAUUAUUUUCAGGACAGCACAAGCACUUUCUGAUAUUGGAAAGGCAAGCUAGGAAUGAAACUUGUUUCAACAGUAAUGUUGCUAAAGAAAUCAAACUGGAUAAGGAAACAAUGGAAAUAAAAUGACCCUUGGAACAUUAGGACAUGUUCUUUGGACAUGGUAUGCAUGGUUUUCAGCUACAGUGAUAUUUCUACAAGCCUAAAUGACCCCUUUUUAAAAUGUUUUGCACAUAAGUUAGUUUUAAGCAACACCACAAAUUUGUUUUCAUUUUACUUAUAAUUCACUGUGUGCAGAUUAGUUUUUCUUUAUGGCUACUUAUGAUUAAAGGAUAAAUAAGUUCAUAGAUUUGUUCAAUUUCCUAAAAUUUUAAUUGAUCAAUUACAAGCAUUUCUAAUUUUUUGUCCAUCCUACAGUGAAAUGUUUGGGAAAUUGAAGGGAAAGAAACUAUUUUGCAAUCGAUUUUCAUUGACAAGAUGACUUCUUUACAAUCUUAUGACAGAUAAAAAGCUGUCGUACAGAGGAGUCCGGAACCUCUCGUGUCAGUCAGUGAUCACGGAUCAUUAGGAUAGGAACUGGAGGUCAGCUCCAGUACAGUUUUGGGACAGAACACCGGAAACAAUCAGGAAAUCAAACAAACAGGAGUCAGUUUUUUGGAACUCUUUCAAUCAUCUGGCUAAGGAUUUGGAUGUUAACUCGUUUGGUAGUUCCAACAAUUUUGGAGGAAAAUCACAGUUUGGGAUGGAGGAAUAGCAAUCACAAUCUUUCAUACAAAAUGGUCUUGUACAGUAUUCUUCUUUGGAGGGUAUCCUAAAUCUGGUAUGAAUUUUAAACAGUCAGUUUUUUUGGAAGACCUCAAAUUUAGCAGAGUGAAAGUUGAUCCCCAAAUUUCCUGAUUCAAAUUUUGAUAAAAUCACAUGUUCAAAAUAUUUUGCACAUAAGGGUGAAGUUUUUCAAUUAGGUUUUUCUCUUUCUCCUCAACCUUUCUUUCCUAGUCAUCCUGCUUGUUUGAUUUUUUACUACUAACUUUUGUGCUUCAGUUGCUGGGUAUGCCAUGCAUAUGUCUCUAUCGUAGGAAUACAAGGGAUUUUAGCUGACACAACAAAAGUGCUUUUGCAUGUAUCAUUUAGUUAUCCAUGCAUAGUGACAACACACUUUGCUCUUCACUUAAAUAAAGUUCUUUUAGUCCAAGAAA
Stylophora pistillata is the source of this 2228-nucleotide messenger RNA. Its product is annotated as serine/arginine-rich splicing factor 1. Gene Ontology annotation, cellular component: nucleus; cytoplasm. The record is from RefSeq and is a predicted model, not a curated record. Gene Ontology annotation, molecular function: mRNA binding. NCBI's taxonomy places the organism in Eukaryota, Metazoa, Cnidaria, Anthozoa, Scleractinia, Pocilloporidae.